This is a messenger RNA of Blastomyces dermatitidis ER-3, 1700 nucleotides long. Its product is annotated as UDP-N-acetylglucosamine-dolichyl-phosphate N-acetylglucosaminephosphotransferase. Gene Ontology annotation, biological process: protein N-linked glycosylation; dolichol-linked oligosaccharide biosynthetic process. The transcript has 3 exons. Gene Ontology annotation, cellular component: membrane. The record is from RefSeq and is a predicted model, not a curated record. NCBI's taxonomy places the organism in Eukaryota, Fungi, Ascomycota, Eurotiomycetes, Onygenales, Ajellomycetaceae. Gene Ontology annotation, molecular function: UDP-N-acetylglucosamine-dolichyl-phosphate N-acetylglucosaminephosphotransferase activity. The coding region runs from base 151 to 1527 and encodes 458 amino acids.
ACACGAAGUGGCCACCGUGAUGACAGGUGGCAGAAGGUUAUGGUUUGUUUACUUGUUACAACUCAAUGAUGCGUUUGGGAUUCCCCGCGGUCCGGCGCGGUUUGGAUUUAUUCAUGAUUUCGUGGAGCGUGUUAGCUGUUUCUUUUUAAGAUGAAGGGUACCCUCACCCGCAAUGAGACCUGGAGCUUACUGGCACUGGUUGUCGCCUGUCUGGGGGUCAUAACCAAUACAUUCCAGGGUGACGGUGAACCCUUGAUCGCGUCUCUUGCUCUCAGCGGCAUAGCUUUCGCAGCCACUUUUAGUCUAAUACGAUGGCUGGGGGAAGUUUUUGUCAAAGCAGGAUUGAAAGGGAGGGACAUGGCGAAGUUGCGACACAGUGAGAUACCGGAAGCGAUGGGAGCUGUUUGCGCGGUUGUUUAUAUACUACUACUGAUAGUUUUCAUACCAUUCCCAUUUUACAAAGAUAUUGUAGCUGCGACUUCAGGGGGUGGGAAUCGAGAUGUAGUGUUAGAGGCGCAACAUGUCGAAACGGGACGUUUUCUUCAUCGAUUCCCUCAUAGUAAGCUUGCGUCCUACCUCUCUGGCCUUUUAUCGCUCCAGGCAAUCCUGAUUCUCGGUAUCGGGGACGACAUGCUUGAUAUCCGAUGGAGACACAAAGUGCUUAUCCCUGCGCUCGCUUCAAUUCCAAUGCUUAUAGUAUACUUCGUUGAUUUUGGAGUCACGCUCGUGGUUGUUCCGGUUCCAUUGCGGCCAUAUCUCGGCCCAUUCAUAGACCUGGGUUGGUUAUAUUAUGUGUAUAUGGCCGCUGUUGCCAUAUUCUGCCCUAACAGCAUCAACAUGCUUGCUGGGAUCAACGGGAUUGAGGUAUCUCAGUCUCUAGUCAUUGCGAUCUUGCUACUUAUAAAUGACGCAUUGUACCUUACACCCUUCACGCCUUAUCCUCAUCCAGCCAUGGACUCCCACCUUUUCUCGAUAUAUCUUCUAUUGCCAUUUAUCGCGGUCUCCUUUGCGCUCUGGCUGCAUAAUUGGUAUCCGGCCAAAGUCUUCGUAGGCGAUUCCUACUGCUAUUUUGCCGGAAUGGUAUUCGCGGUUGUGGCCAUUCUUGGCCAUUUCAGCAAGACGCUUUUGCUGCUGUUCGUCCCGCAAAUAUUUAAUUUCCUCUACUCUACUCCUCAAUUGUUCCAUCUUAUUCCUUGCCCGAGACACCGACUGCCACGUUUCAACGCGCGCACGGGAUUACUUGAGCCUUCAGUAACGGAAUGGCCGCGUCCCCCCAUGUUUGUCGUUUCAACCGCUCUCGAGCUACUCCACCAGCUCCGACUCGUGCGAAUACGGAAGAACGAGGCCAGAGAAAUCAUCGAGUCUACCAAUCUGACGAUUUUAAAUCUGUGGCUGGUAUGGUUCGGCCCGUUGAGAGAAGACAAGCUUGCCACACAUAUUGUAAUGGUCCAGGUUGUCUGCGGAGUUGCCGGCUUGCUGGUCAGGCACAAGCUUGCGCUAUGGGUAUUUUCGGAAGACAAUCGGUGAUUUGUAUUAACUGGAAGGGAUUGCAUGUACAUAUAUGAUAGAGUAGUUUUAGACAGUCGAAUAAUUAUUGUUAUAUCCUGGUAGUUCGUCUUAUUUAUUGACUCCUCCUGUUGGUGUAGCCGUCAUCGCUGCGGCUCCGCGUUCCGAUAAGGGACCGAAGGUCUUGGCAUUUC